Messenger RNA from Styela clava, 1235 nucleotides. RefSeq lists its product as uncharacterized. NCBI's taxonomy places the organism in Eukaryota, Metazoa, Chordata, Ascidiacea, Stolidobranchia, Styelidae. The record is from RefSeq and is a predicted model, not a curated record.
UGAGCUGCAGCUGGACUCUGUCUGAUUUAUGUAUGAUUCAAAUUUGCAGAAAACUGAAAAAUGAGCAAAGCACUUUCCCUAGAAUAUGUAAAUAAUUAAAUAUCAAACAGAUGCAGGCUGGUGAUGAUGCUGGGAUGUUUAUCGCUGAUGUUAGGAUCGGUAAUGUUUCGGAUACAAAUUUUCACAGCGGAGAAGGUGAUGGAAACACAACAUACAUCCCCAAGGAAGAAAGAAAAUUGACUUCAGAAGAUAAUUUCCCUGGAAAUUUUGGAUUAUAUUUGGCCGUCAUUAUCUUCUGCAUGAUAAUCAUUGGAGUACCUAUGGGCCUCAUAGCUUACAGAAGGAAGCUGUUGAUGGCGGAAUCAAAACGAAUGAAACGACUUGCAACAAUUCGUAUACCCCGAGGUAAUUAUGUUUCGCCACAAGAUGUAGUUUUUUUGAAAGAGCAAACUCAAUUAAUUUGACUGCAGAACAGUGACGGUGGAAUUUGAUGACAAAUAUUUCUCAUGGUAGAAUUUGUCUUCAUCCUCUGACAUAAACGUGUGGAAUUACAUGCGUACCACUUGAUAUACAUUAACUAAAUCCUAUAUACCGUCAUUCAAUUGGGACGUUUGAAGCAUGUCUUGCACCUAUCUAUUAACCCUUAUGCAAGAUUCACGAGUUAUGGAGCAUUUCACUGAUGUCGAAUUUCAGUUGUUGGUUCAUUUCAAGUUAAAUGAAAGCUAUUAUUCCUCAGCACAUUACAUCCAUUCAAUAUUACCUCUCUUGAAUUUUGUCUUCUUGAAUUUUCCUAUCUGAAGGAUUGAAAGACCUUUAAUCAGGCAAAUCGAUUUAUUUUUAUUUCGUUUCAAUUAAGUACAAUGAAAAGGACUGCAAAUCACGUUAGUUUACAAGCGGAUUAAUAAUUUGAGCCUUCGUAUUAUAAAAUUGGACAGUGGAAUAAAACCAGUGGCGUAGAGAAAGGUUGGCAAAACGCAAGUCCAACGCCUUCAAGCAAAAUGUUCUGAAAUCAAAAGACAUUGUUUAAUUUCUUGGAGGAGAGAAAUGUUUCUCAAUAACAUAGCAGCAGCAUUCCUGUUUUAAGCCACUUUCUAACAACCCGUGAUGUUUGACAUUUCAAAAUAUGUUAUCAAUAAUGGUGCAGCUAAUUAGAAAUCAAGUACACAUGAAAAAUAUGUUAUAACAUGUGGAUUGUUCCUUUUUUUGACGGCAUACUGAUCAUCAACCAAAAUGCA